Syzygium oleosum is the source of this 1177-nucleotide messenger RNA. RefSeq lists its product as uncharacterized. Bases 37 to 993 code for a protein of 318 amino acids. Gene Ontology annotation, biological process: base-excision repair. Lineage: Eukaryota; Viridiplantae; Streptophyta; Magnoliopsida; Myrtales; Myrtaceae. Gene Ontology annotation, molecular function: DNA-3-methyladenine glycosylase activity. The record is from RefSeq and is a predicted model, not a curated record. The transcript has 5 exons.
AACCACCCCAAAUAUUUUCCUUACCCAAUCAAGACAAUGUCUAGAGCUAGUGUGAGGAAAAAUGUUCUGGAGACGAACAAAUUUCUCAAUGAGAAGGAUAAGUCAAGCCAAAGCUUCUUGUCCAGGCACCUGAAGAAGAUAUACCCGAUCGGCCUCAACCGAAGCAAUUCAUCCCUCUCACUCUCGUCCCUGUCCUUGUCGUUGUCCCAGAACUCUAAUGACUCGUCCCUCACAGAGCCCACUUCCCCACUGGAUCACAAGAUAGCAUUGGCGCUACGCCUCAUCCGACUACCGGAGAGAAGAUCAGGAGUUACUACGCUGUUUCCUAGGAAUGUUCGGUCAGCACAGAAUAUGAAUGUUCAGCCCGGAAGUCCGACUCCAAGUGAUGGUGGGGAGGUGAGGAGAUGCAACUGGAUUACAAAGAACAGUGAUGAAGUUUACGUAUCGUUUCACGAUGAGUGCUGGGGAGUCCCGGUUUACGACGACCAUCAGCUGUUCGAGCUACUCUCCAUGUCGGGCAUGCUGAUGGACUACAAUUGGACAGAAAUUUUGAAAAGAAAGCAAUUAUAUAGAGAAGCUUUUGCUGAAUUUGAUCCUAACUCUGUUGCCAAAAUGGGAGAUGAGGAGGUUGAAGAGAUAUCCUCCGACAAGGCAAUGAUGUUAGCAGAGAGCAGAGUAAGGUGCAUAAUAGACAAUGCCAAAUGCAUAUUGAAGGUCAUGAGCGAAUUCGGAUCGUUCAGCAACUACAUGUGGAGCUACGUGAGCCACAAGCCGACAAUCAACCGGUUCAAGUACCCGAGGAACGUCCCUCUCAGGACUCCCAAAGCGGAGAUCAUAAGCAAGGACCUACAGAAGCGAGGGUUCCGGCUCGUCGGCCCCGUGAUCGUGUACUCCUUCAUGCAAGCCGCGGGCUUGACGAUCGACCAUCUCGUGGACUGUUACCGAUACAACGAAUGCAUAAACUUAGCCGAACGGCCAUGGCGGCAUAUAUGAACCACGUCGGCCAGAGGUUACCAUUUUCUUUUUUCCCAUACCAAGGACCUGGUUUCAAGAAUUUGCCUAACUAAUGUGUAGAGAUAGCAAGCGACUCUCUGAAACUGAAAUACGAUAUAGUAACACAGAAGGUGGAAUGUGCAGCUGAUAUCUCUGUCUAUGUACAACUUUUUUUUUUUUAUCA